AGUAGCGAGACGCCGUUCGUCGCGACGCACUCCGACGCCGUCACCCUGGCAGUAAAGGAAAAUCAAAGUGCAGCCUGUAUAACAUAACGCGCAGCAUCUAUAAUUCGUGCAAUUAAUUUUUGAGGGUCUGUAGUUUGCAGAGAGCGAGAAAGAGAGAGGGAGAGAGAGAUAGAGAAAGGAAUAAAACAGGAGUGAUAUCGUAUAGGAUCAAGUAAAUCAAAAAGAGUUAUAGAAGAGUUUUGAGAUAAAUUAUAGAGGCGGCAACGCGGAAAACAAGACGAACGAUACGGGGUAGAAGAACCCAAGGAAAACGACUGCGAACGAAUGCGACAGAAAUAAAUCUGCGUACUACAUACACUUCGACGAGGUAUAUCAGCUUGCUGAGAAGAAGAAUAAGAAGAGAAUAAAUAAAAAAAAAGCAACAUGUUUCCAAUGUUGGAAUCUAGAGUGUUAAUUAUUUAUCAAGUAACUAUAAUCUUGAGCCUAAAUACACUUCUGGUUCAAUGUGCCCCUUUUCUACACCAUACGACCGAUGGCUCCUGGGAUGAAAAUAUGGUGGAUUGUUCGCCGGGAGGACGAUGCUGGGAAUAUUUACAGCGACGGGAACUACCAGCUAAGCAAGAUUACUACAAUGAUCCUCUGAGAGUUCAGAGUCAACGUGAUCAAAAUUCAAUCGUUGUGCAAUCAUCUCGAGACACUUUGCUGCCAAUUAAUAGAAUAGCUAAAAAAGGUGUAUUCACCUCUCGUGGAUGGGGAGCUGGCGGAAUGCCCUUUUCUGUAUUAUACAUGAAUCCUCACAGUUCACGGUCUAACAGUAACACAGGUACUAACGAGAUUGAACCGGUGAGAGCACUUCCGUUGGAAAGCCCUGCUUUGCUACCACCACCCAGACACUCGACCAAUCGCGUAGCCUUACGAAAUGGAGCUUCUGGAAGAAGGCAGUACUCCAUAAUACCUCAGCUCUUUGUAUCUUACGGUUGGGGACCGCUUGGGAAAUAGUUAUUUACAUUUAAACGUGAAUGUGACUAAGGGACCGCGCGAUUAGAGAAAUAAUUACUGUAAUCUCACAAUACAAAGUUUGCCAAAGAAAAGUACUCUUCGUUAAUAACCGCAUCAAUAUUUGACA
This is a messenger RNA of Diprion similis, 1126 nucleotides long. RefSeq lists its product as uncharacterized. The record is from RefSeq and is a predicted model, not a curated record. NCBI's taxonomy places the organism in Eukaryota, Metazoa, Arthropoda, Insecta, Hymenoptera, Diprionidae. The coding region runs from base 424 to 999 and encodes 191 amino acids. The transcript is spliced from 4 exons.